AUGGAUUCGUCUACGUGGUGGCUUAUUUUAUCUGGUGUCGUAGCGUAUGUGAUAUGGUUCAAGUCAAUCACACGGUCGUUAAGUGGUCCACGUGUGUGGCCUGUUUUGGGCAGCUUGCCAGGCUUAAUCCAGAACGCUAAUCGUAUGCAUGAUUGGAUCGCUGAUAAUCUUCGUGCGUGUGGAGGCACUUACCAAACCUGUAUUUCUCCCAUCCCUUUUCUAGCACGGAAGCAAGGUCUUGUGACUGUCACGUGCGAUCCUAAAAACCUUGAACAUAUUCUCAAGGCUAAAUUUGAUAAUUACCCAAAGGGCCCGACUUGGCAAGCUGUUUUCCAUGAUCUACUUGGAGAAGGGAUCUUUAACUCCGAUGGUGACACGUGGCUUUUCCAGCGUAAGACUGCUGCACUGGAGUUCACCACCCGGACCCUCAGACAAGCCAUGGCUCGUUGGGUGAACCGAGCCAUCAAACUCAGGUUUUGUCCCCUUUUAAAAACAGCUCAGCUUGAAAACAAGCCGGUUGAUUUACAAGACCUUUUGCUUCGGCUCACUUUCGAUAACAUAUGCGGCUUGGCUUUCGGAAUGGACCCACAAACUUUAUCCCCCGGUUUACCGGAAAAUAGCUUUGCAUCGGCUUUUGACCGAGCCACUGAAGCCACCCUGCAACGCUUUAUCUUGCCGGAGAGUAUAUGGAAGCUGAAGAAAAUGCUUGGGCUCGGUAUGGAGGUUGACUUGAGCCAAAGCUUAAGCCACGUGGACACGUAUCUGACAGCUGUCAUUAAUACACGUAAGCUGGAGUUGCUGAAUAAGGUCGACGCCGACGGUGGCACCCCCCAUGAUGACUUGCUCUCUCGGUUCAUGAAGAAGAAAGAGUCGUACUCAGACACGUUCUUACAGCAUGUGGCGCUCAAUUUCAUCUUAGCUGGACGUGACACGUCAUCAGUGGCGUUGAGCUGGUUUUUUUGGCUCGUAAUUAGAAAUCCGAGAGUCGAAAUGAAAAUCUUGACAGAGCUGUGUGCAGUUUUAAUAGAGACACGUGGCAGUGACACGAGUAAAUGGUUAGAGGAGCCUUUGGGCUUCGAAGAAGUUGACCAAUUGACAUAUCUGAAAGCAGCAUUAACGGAGACACUCCGGCUAUACCCAUCGGUUCCGGAGGACUCCAAGCACGUCGCGGCCGAUGACAUCCUACCAGACGGCACGGUUGUUCCGGCUGGUUCCUCCGUCACUUAUUCAAUUUACUCCACUGGUCGGAUGAAAUUCAUCUGGGGAGAAGACGUUCUCGAGUUCCGGCCGGAGCGGUGGUUAACCGACGACGGUAAAAAGUUUGAGAUCAUGAAGGAUCAAUUCCGAUUUGUCUCAUUCAACGCCGGACCCAGAAUUUGUUUAGGCAAGGACUUGGCUUACUUACAAAUGAAGUCAAUAGCGGCAGCUGUAUUGCUCCGCCACCGCCUCUCGGUGGUUCCCGGCCACCGUGUAGAGCAAAAGAUGUCACUAACUCUGUUUAUGAAAUACGGUCUUAAAGUGAAACUCCACACACGGGAUUUGGCACCCAUAGUGGCCAAAAUCGGUAGCACGGGGGUAGCACGUGAUCGAGAGUCUAUGAAUUGUUAA
Molecule: messenger RNA, 1608 nt
Organism: Lactuca virosa
Lineage: Eukaryota; Viridiplantae; Streptophyta; Magnoliopsida; Asterales; Asteraceae
Source: the annotation of a GenBank genome assembly